Rhodamnia argentea is the source of this 1177-nucleotide messenger RNA. Its product is annotated as transcription factor bHLH149. The record is from RefSeq and is a predicted model, not a curated record. The transcript has a single exon. Gene Ontology annotation, molecular function: protein dimerization activity. The coding region runs from base 378 to 1043 and encodes 221 amino acids. Lineage: Eukaryota; Viridiplantae; Streptophyta; Magnoliopsida; Myrtales; Myrtaceae. Gene Ontology annotation, biological process: regulation of DNA-templated transcription.
CCGAGCGGUUUCUCGUGAUUGUUUCUCUCUCUACACGAACAAAACCACCACCACCACCUUCUUCUUCUUCUUCUUCUUCUUCUUCUUCUUCAGGUACUCACUCUCCUCUUGCUUAUUCAUACUCUGUUUCUCUCCUUUCAUGCGCUUCUCCCUUCUGGGUCUCUGCUCGUUCCUUCGUAAUCCCCGGCUUUCGCUUCUCCACGCCCCGCCGCGAUCGCCGGAAUCCCCGUUCUCGGUUGAUCGGUAGGACGGUGGACCCGCUAGUUCUCUCGAUCACCCACUGUUUCUUUUCCGCAGGCGCUUCGAAUCCCUCGAUUCGUUUCGGCCGGAGAUAUCCCUUGCGGGGAGGAAGCUUUCUUUUUUUUGGCCUUUUUUAUAUGAUCCGGAGGACGUCCAUGGCGUCUUCGAGCCCCGCCUUCAGCUCCGAAACAGCGGCUGAUUCCCACCGCAAGAAGCGAAGGAAAAUCGAAGCCGACGACGCCGGGGACCUGAAUCGGAACCGGAAGGAGGCCGCGAGGAGCGAGAUCAAAUGGAGGGCCCCCACGCAGCAGCGGCAAUACUCCACCAAGCUCGUCCAGGCUCUGUCGAGGUCUCGCCGGAGCUCCUCCUCCGCGGCGGCGGCUCCUUCGUCCGGGGCCGGGGAAGUCCGCGGGAUCGCGGACCGAGUCCUGGCGACGGCGGCCAAGGGGAGGACCCGGUGGAGCCGGGCGAUCCUGGCGAGCCGGCUGAGGAUGAGCCGGCUCGGCAAGCACCACAGGAGGGCGAGGGCCCCGACCGGGCGCGGCCGGCUGAAGAAGCCGCCACCGGCGGGGGCGCUGGAGGGUGGGAAGAGGAGGUUGCCGGCGGUGGAGAGGAGGGUGAAGGUGCUGGGCCGGCUGGUCCCCGGUUGCCGGGGGAUCUCGGUGUCGAACCUCCUGGAGGAGACGAGCGACUACAUUGCGGCCCUCGAGAUGCAGGUGCGGGCCAUGACCGUCCUCACCCAUCUCCUCUCCGGGUCGCAGACGCCGAGCGACCACCUCGGCUCCCGCUCCGGCUCGGGCUGAGCCGGGAGCCGCGGCCCUCGCCGUCGCAAGAGGUGGUCAUUAGUUUGUAAUGUUUCUCUUUCUCUUUUUUUUUUCGAUUUUUUUUUUUUGUUUCUUCGAGAGAAUUAAAAUUUUCAUGUUGUUAUUCUAUUCUA